Messenger RNA from Symbiodinium pilosum, 1020 nucleotides. The record is from the annotation of a GenBank genome assembly. Lineage: Eukaryota; Dinophyceae; Suessiales; Symbiodiniaceae.
AUGGAUGCGGACCGGAAGCUGUACCUGUCCAACCUGCCUCAAGACAUUGCCGAGGAGGAGCUCAGGGAGGUUUUCGGCGUCUACGGCUCAAUAGAAGAGGUGAUUGUCCUUGGUGCAAGAGCUGCAGAUAGGACAGACCGCACCGGGUUCGUCAAGUUUGUUGACAAGGAAGAUGCGGCAGCCGCUCUGGCUGUGCUCAAUGACAUGUACCAGUUCCGCGAGGACUCUGCUGAAACCGUGCGAGUCAGCUGGGCCAGGCCCCACCGCGAUGACAAGGGGCACAAAGGACAUGGUCAUAGUUAUGGGCAUUCAGCAGGCCAGCCAGCUGGCAAGGGCCCGAGUCUAGCACUUCCUGCGCCGCCAAGCGGAGGGCCACCGCCACCCCCGCCUGCAGCACCUCCACCCCCACCAUCACCUGCUCAGAAAGGUGGCGGUGGAGGUGGAUUCAAAGGUCAUGGCCAUGGCGAGAAGCUUUGGGUUGGCAACCUUCCUGGUGACAUCACUGAGGCUGACAUGUUCAAGGCAUUCGGCCAGUUUGGCAGCGUUGAUGAGGUGAACAUCCUGCCAGCUAGGUCCAGGAGUGGUCAGCUCUGUGCCUUUGUUCGCUAUGCCUCUGCUGCUGAGGCUGAAGCAUGCAUUGCUGGCAUGAUCGCUUUCAAGUUCCGGCCAAGUGAUGCAGAAGAGAUCAAAAUAGAGCGACCCUCUGAUCGGCGGAAGGGAGGCAAAGGUGGUUGGGGCCAUGGCGGUUGUGGCGGCUGCGCAGGCUGCGGAGGCUGUGGCGCCUGUGGCUGUGGAGGCUGCGGAGCUUGUGGUGGGUGCGCAGGGUGCGCAGGGUGUGGAGGGUGCGGAGGAUGUGGAGGAUGCGGAGGUUGCGCUGGCUUUGUUGGCUGUGGCGGCUGCCAUGGCUACCCCGGCGCUUGUGGCUGUGCUUGCGGCGGUGCUUGCGGCGGUUGCGGCUGUGAUGGCCAGUGGGGCCAGGGCUGCGCAGGAGGUUGUGGCCAGCGGUAUCAGCCAUACUGA